Molecule: messenger RNA, 601 nt
Organism: Penicillium samsonianum
Lineage: Eukaryota; Fungi; Ascomycota; Eurotiomycetes; Eurotiales; Aspergillaceae
Product: RING finger protein
Exons: 2
Coding region: 46-558 (170 amino acids)
Source: RefSeq, a predicted model, not a curated record
GGUCAACCUAGCACCUAGGUACACCUCUCUUCUUUUCCAGCCACGAUGACCAGUCCGUCAAGCACGAUUCUUAUCGAAGAUGACGAACUACCCCCGAGCUGGCGGCCAACCGAUUCACAAGUCCAAAGAAGAUCUCCACGUACAUCUCUUGGGAUCCUAAUCGAACCAAACGAUGCUGCGAGUGGUAGCAUAGAACCAUCACGCAAACGCAAAAGGGCCAAAGGAAAACCACGUGACACUCUGGAUACUUGUUUCAAGAAGCUGCGUAAGACACUUGACGAAGAAGUUGAAAAUCUCGAUCAAGAAGUUGAAAAGCUGCAAAAGAAAGUACAGGAACUUGAGAGCAAGCUUCUCCUACAGGAAGACCAACAUAAAGAGGAGCUUUCCCGAAUACGCAUUCUGAAAUGCUGCAUUUGCGACGAGCAGCCGGAUCGUUGGUAUGCGCGGACAUGCGGGCAUUUGAUUUGUGAGGCAUGCGAAGAACGGCUUGAUCGAGAUCUAUGCCCUGUGUGUAGAAAAGACUUUUCCGGGUUUAACAAAUGCUUUCCAUUUGUAUGAUAGAUGUGCAUGUAUAUUCUACUCAAGACCAAAUUUGAGGUCG